Aphanomyces astaci is the source of this 4181-nucleotide messenger RNA. RefSeq lists its product as hypothetical. NCBI's taxonomy places the organism in Eukaryota, Oomycota, Saprolegniomycetes, Saprolegniales, Verrucalvaceae. Gene Ontology annotation, molecular function: calcium-dependent cysteine-type endopeptidase activity. The transcript has 10 exons. The coding region runs from base 23 to 3562 and encodes 1179 amino acids. The record is from RefSeq and is a predicted model, not a curated record. Gene Ontology annotation, biological process: proteolysis.
AUUUUUUCGAUCCUUGCCAAGCAUGGGGCCAAAGAAACCUGCUGCCGCUUCGUCCAAGCCAGUCAAGGACGUUCAAGAUGACGGACCUCAAGUCAUUGUGUCCGAAGACCGCGAGCGCCACCCAACACGUCCGCCUCCUGAAAACGUCCCGCCACUGUACGUUCCGUCCAUCAUGCCAAAGGAGAGCUUUCCUGAAUGGAACGAAAAUUUAGAUCAAGAGAACUGGUACACUGCCACUGCGCCAUUCGAAGAUCCCAUGGGGCUACCCGUGCUACCUCCACACAUUGACACAUCGUCAAUUACAUGGAAGCGCCCGCAUCAGUAUUUGCCGCCACUACCCGAGCCACCCAAGCUAACGACGUCUGCCCCGGCGGUGAAGACCCCUGGCGGGGGAACGAAAAAGGGGAACUUGGCUUCUGGAAAAAAGAUCGAGUCGAUCGAUGCCAAGGCUGAAGAGCCCAAAGUGCCACGAUGUUGCUACGUGCUGUACGACUCGUCGCUGGACCCAAUGGUCGAGAAGUUUGAGGGCACACAGCCCGGGUUUGCCCCUCCAUUGACUGCGGAACGCCUGGAUUGGGCCAACGACUUUCAACGUGUGUGGAGCGCGGAACAAGCCCACGAUAUCAAAAGAUGGGACACGGAAGAGGCGCGGAUUCAAAGCGAAAAGGAGAAAAAGGAGUUAGCCCUCAUGGCGUACGAGGAAAGCUGCUUAAUCAAGCUGCAAAAGGCCAUCGCAGCCCACAAACAAGCCACCGAGGCCGAGUUGAACGACGAAGAUCUGCUCGACGACGGCGACGACGGCGACACAACGUUUGAUUUCCCCGCCGCUGGCACGCCGGCGCCGUUGCUGUUUAACGAGAUCUUUGGGUCGGCGCCCGUGAUUGAAAUCGAGCCCAACUCAGUCGUCAAGCCCUCCGUACCAGAAGGAGAUUACGUCGACUCGCCCCUCGCCUCGGGCUGCCGCGUUAUCAGUCGGCUCGUGGAUCGAAUGGUGGCGAAUCAGCCGUACUUUUGGGAAGCCAUCUACCCCCAGACCGUGACAGCAACGAAUCGACGCAUCCCGACGGUCAACCCGGGCGGGAAGUACCUCGUGAAGCUGUUUGUGAUGGGCAAAUGGCGCAAGGUCGAAGUGGACGAUCGUAUGCCGCUGGACGACCAGGGCAAAGUGGUGGUGCUCAGCAGUUCCCAGCCGAGCGAAAUCUGGCCAACGCUUCUGGCCAAGGCUAUCUACAAGGUGUUUGCGUGGACCAACACGCUGUCGACGAUGAACCACCCCUCGACGGUAUCGCAGUCGGUGGGGUUUAUCUUGAACGCGUUGGCAGGAUGGAAAUCGCGUGCGUAUGUCGGCUUGUCGGAUUUAAACGCGGCCGAAGCAAUCGCCAAAAUCACGCCUUGUUUGGAUGCGGCAGUGCCCUCCACGACAUUGUCGGACGUUCAGCCGUCGUUGACCAUGAACAACGUUCUGCUCGUGUGCUCAAUGGCCAGCAUCAAAACAAGGCACUUCAACUCGUCGUGCGGCGAAGCGUUUGUCAUGUCGAGCAUUCGUACGUCGGGGCAAUCGUUUUCGAUCAACAUCUUCACGCUGCAGCCCAAUGUUCCGCCCCACGACACGUUGUCGUUUACGUCGGAAAGCAUCGAGUAUCACAAAUUGACCACGGUCGUGCUGCACACGAUUCCAACUUAUACGCAUCAAUUGGUGCAAGAAUGGACCGUUCAAGUAGAUACGACGAACCCCGACAACCCCCAACGCAUCCAGCGACCGUACUCGAACGCGCUUCCAAAGUUCCUCACCGUACAAGUCCCCGACACUGUGUCCUCCACGAUGCUGUACGUGACGCUCACUUGCGCGCCGGUAGCCGCCGCAGACGACGUCCUCCACGCUCCAAGCGAUCGGGGCAUGCUGCUGGUCGAGAAGCAGCAGCUCAGCUGGCCCACGCCCCCCGCCGCAACGAUCAACCAAAACGCCGGCGUCUUGAAACCAAAUGUCACGUGGCCGUUCGAAGUCGUAGGCCCCGGCACACAUGUGUACCGGCUGUAUCCACACGACUUGCAGAACGGCUACAGUCUCGAGGUCGAGAGCGACGUGCCGAUCUUCGUCCACUCCGUCGUUGAUUGUUUGAGGGACAUUUGCCACAUGAACGUGGAAACGCUAGACGCGUCGUAUGAUGCGAUGGCGGCGGGGACGUGGCAUGUCGUCCAUCGGUUCAACAUGACUGUCACGGCGACCAGCGGGUCCCGGAACCGACUGUAUCUGGGCUUGCACAUGUACGACGCCGACGCGUCGCCCUACUUUCACGUGCAUUUGGUCCACAACAACACCUCGUCGGCUACGGAGCUGCCGUCAGUGUCCACUCGAUUGAAUCUCCUUGGCGGGUACUUUGACUUGAACCCCGCGAACGCGUCGGAGAGCUACACGGUGGUCCUCGAGUGUCUGCCGUGUCCAAACGUGGUAAUCCCCCCCGGGGUGUUUACGAUCACGGUGGCCAGUGAUUGGACGAUCCAGGCACCGCUGACGCAGUACCCCGUCGUGUCGUCUGUGUUCUCGGGGUCGUACACCCCCAACAAGUACCUAACUCUGUUCCGGGACGUGUUUGGGCCCGACGCGGGCGAGGACGAUGCCAAGGCCAAAGCAGGGACAGCCACGUCAUCGAUCCACACAAGUUUGAAACUGUCGACGUCGGUGGCGAAUGCUGCGGUGAAACUGGAAGUGCUCGACGCGGCCACGGGCAACCUGCUUGUCAAGGCGACCAACUACAACAACACGCAAGUGAUGCAGUUGCCGCCAUGUGUCGACGGAGGAGGGUACAUCAUUCAAGGCCGGUUCGACGAAACGCGGUGGGUGGUGCCCGACGCGUUGCGGUCUGUCCAGCCAUUCUCGGGGUUGAUUGCCAAACCCACCGAAGCAGCGUCCCCGGAUCAAAUCGGUAGCGUCGUGCCGGUCCCCGACAGCGCUACUGCCACUUCUCCUCCCGUGCCCGACGGAGGACAGCGACAGGACGGCACCACCUCGUGGCGGCUCGAAGUAUUUGGACUCGUGCCGGCGAGACUCACUCCCGACUGCACCGCGUUGAACAAGUUUGCGGCCAUAAAGCACGGGUGGGAGGUCGCGGAACGGGGUCGAGAGGUCCGGGGCGUCGUGAGUCGGCUGCUGUUUCUGGGGAAGCGUCAGGAAGCCAUGGACCGCAUGGCGGCGGCAGAGUACUCCCCUGAGCAACAAAAGGAGAUGCUCGCGCGGUACGACUUUUUGUUUCAGGACGGCGCGAGUCCGUCGAUCACUGAAGUGGGGGCGGCUGAGCCAGAAGUGCUCCUCGGGUCUGACUUUUUUGCCACCGAGUCGCAGAAAUUAGCCCAAGACUUGGACGCGAUUAAAGUGCACAUGGAGAAAGCGGCGAAAGAGCGCGCGGCCGAAACCGCCGCGAGGAAGCUAGAGAUGGACCAGAUGAAGGCCGAGAUGGCCGACUUACGACUGGCCAUGCUUCAAGAGCGCGAAAAGUUGUGGGUCAAGCGAGAAGAAAUCCGAAAGCAGCAAGCCAACCCCACCCCCCCGUCGUUGUUCCCAUAAGACCAAGACAUUAAUUCAGCAUCGUGUUGAGUUUGUUUAGCAUAUCUAGUGAUUCACCGUGCAAGUCGUUGUUGCACUCUAGCAAAAGUGCUGCGAAAACCAAUUUAGUACUGUGAUCGUAAUAGGUCGGGGACACAUGGAGGGUUGUUGGCACCUUUGAAUUUCUUGGUGUUGUUUUGAACAAAGCUUGCAGGGUCGUCCGUGGCGGGCAGCCCCCACGACACCUUGUCCCACGCAGCUUCGGCCAACGCCGCGCGCAAGUCGGCGUCGCUUUCAGGAUCGUCGUUCACAGCCCGAGCUGUAUGUACCUAACAAUCGCAGUGAGCAACUAUUGAGAGAUUGUUUGGCUUGUUACUUGACGAAGCGCGAAAACCUCGCCGUCCAAGCUCUCGAGGGACGGCAUGGCCGCGUGGACGACGUCGAAGUAUUUGUCGAUUUUGCAGACUGAAGAUAUUAUAUACGGGAGCGAUAUGUUCAAACACCACAGAAUAGCUUACCUGGGUUGGACCGAGGUGCAGCCGGCGCAUGCAGAAAGAGUCGUCGCAAGCGAGGGAGCUAUUAAAGAGAGCGAAGGAGAUGGAGGGAUUGAUGGGGGAAGGAGGUUAGUACCUGCUUUUGC